Molecule: messenger RNA, 1161 nt
Organism: Acaulospora morrowiae
Lineage: Eukaryota; Fungi; Glomeromycota; Glomeromycetes; Diversisporales; Acaulosporaceae
Source: the annotation of a GenBank genome assembly
AUGUCUAGAUCUUUAAAAAUUGCAGACGCAACCGAAUCAUCAAAAAUAUGGCUAGAAAAGGCAAUAAAGAAUAGGCAUAUCAAAGUUUACCCCUAUGAGCAAUUUGAAGAUAUUGUAAAAGUCGGUGAAGGUGGAUUCGGAAUUAUAUUAAAGUCGAGCUGGAAAACCUUUGGCCUUACGGUAGCUAUUAAGAGAAUAAAGAAGCUCGAUAACAAAGAGCUCAUACAAGAGCUAAAAAAUCUUCAAGAAAUUAGUCGUUUUCCAAAUAUUGUUGAUUUUUACGGGGUAACCCAAGAUCCUGCCGAUCCUGACGGAUCUUACAGUAUCGUCUUACAAUUUGCGGAGCAAGGAAAUUUGAGAACGUUUUUAAGCAAAAACUUUUCAACAUUAUCGUGGGCCGAUAAAUUGAGAAUUUCAAGGGAAGUUGCUCGAGGACUGAAAAACUUGCAUGAGCACGAUAUUGUACACAGAGAUCUUAAUACCUACAAUAUUCUUGUUCACGAGGGGUCAAUACUGAUUACAGAUUUUGGUUUGGCCCGUCGAAUAGAUCAACCAUAUCAAAGUAUGGAGGUUCGUGGGCUAAUUGCUUAUAUUGACCCUCAAUGUUUCUCAGAUACUCCAUACAAACUGCCAUUUGAAGAAACAAAACCGAUUGAUAUAAUUUCGCUAGUGUUGAAUGGAGAAAGAGAAAAUCCGGCAAAAAAUGUUCCAGACGAAUACGUUACACUUUAUGAAAAAUGCUGGGAUUCCUUUCCAGAAAUCCGCCCGAAUAUAAAGGACGUUCUGGAGCACCUGAAUCGACCAACUUUUGAGAUGUAUGAGGAAGCACCAUCAAAUAUUAUUGAUCAAGAACACAUCGCAAGAAUAGCUUCUUGGAUUGGCGAAAAUGGUGAUUUUGGUCCGUGCUUUGGGUUCAAUGACCUUACAUUGAAGUCAAGUGCAUUUGUAAAGGACAAAUGGUUUGUCAUGGAAGAUAAUUAUGAAUAUCCUAUAAGACCAUCUGGUGGGAGCUUCGAGGUGAAAGACUAUGAAGUAUUUGAAAUAUUGGAUAGCGAUUCCAACCACUUUUCAAGUGGUGACGAAUCAUAUCACAACAAUGAACAAUCUGCUCAAUUUUCGCAUAAGUUCCCGUCGAUUAACCGAUUAUUUAAAAAACGAUAA